Molecule: messenger RNA, 2537 nt
Organism: Podarcis muralis (Common wall lizard)
Lineage: Eukaryota; Metazoa; Chordata; Lepidosauria; Squamata; Lacertidae
Gene: TSTD2
Product: thiosulfate sulfurtransferase like domain containing 2
Source: RefSeq, a predicted model, not a curated record
UUGGGUGGGAGGGGAAAAGACAUGCUUUCCCUUAGCAGAGAGAGUCAGCAAAUUCAGCUGCCUGCUCGGGAAGGGAAGGAGCCGCUUCAGAGAACAGCUGGAUCAAAGAUCUCCUGGGGACACAGGGAGCUUUGCAAGGUCCCAGAGAAGAACUUAUGCCCAGCUGCUGUGACGUAGCAAUGACCUCUUCUUUGUCGCUACCUGAUGGAGACAGUACUGCGGAAUUUUGCAUUUUAACAUUUGCAGACCUGGAGCUGAAAGAUCACGGUCCUUCCCCACCCGAGGGCCACCUGAAAGCCGAAUUAGAUGCCAGGGCCCGAAAGAAGUAUGCGUCCGCAAAGAAAAAGGCCUUUGCUCUCUUCGUCAAAGCCAAGGAAGUGGUAGCUGACACUUGCUGCCCGAUGUCUGCUUGCCAAAGGGUGAUUUCUUGGAGAUGCUGCCAAGAAACUUUCAAAGACCUGACUGGAAUUCACAGACAUGUAGCGGCUCAGCAUUCGGGCGAUGUGGGGCAGCAGACCUCCGUGAUCCUGAAACAGAUGGCACGCGGUGUCAGUGUCACAAGUAGCCCAGUUUCGUCAGCAGAUGAAACACCCAGGCCUAGCAGGGCCCUGUACAGAAGCCAAGAGAUGUUCCAGAAGCUUCCAGACACAAGCCAUAUCGAUAUCAAUGAAAUGACAAGUGACGGUGAGCCUGGCCAAGUUUUGCUGUACUAUUGUUACUGCGAGGUGGCAGAUCCCCAGGGACUCUGUGACUGGCAGAGGGCUUUGUGCCAACACCUGCAUCUCACGGGCAAGGUGCGAAUAGCUUCCGAAGGAAUCAACGGAACCGUUGGUGGGAGCAAGAUGGCUACUAGUCUUUACGUGGAGGCGAUUCUGUCUCACCCCCUCUUUAAAGGCAUUUUGACAAGGGAGGAUUUCAAGACCAGCACAGGAGGAGCCCACUGUUUCACAGGCCUUUGGGUUGGCGUCUUUGAAGAAAUUGUGCCCAUGGGAAUCAACCCGCAGAAAGUCUCUUACAAAGAAACAGGGAUCCACCUGACUCCGAAGGAGUUUCAUCUAGAAGUGGAGAAAUAUCUCUCUCAGGGUAACAAAGGGCAAGCGGACACCAUUUUGCUGGACUGCAGGAACUUCUACGAAAGUAAAAUAGGACAUUUCCAAGGUUCUUUGGCUCCGGACAUCAGGAAAUUCAGCUACUUCCCCACCUAUGUGGAUGAGAACCUGGAUCUUUUCAGGGGAAAGAGGAUCCUGAUGUAUUGCACGGGAGGAAUCCGUUGUGAGCGGGGCUCAGCCUACCUCAGGUCCAAGGGCGUGUGCAAAGGAGUGUACCAUCUCAAGGGUGGCAUCCACAAGUACCUGGAAGAAUUCCCAGAUGGCUUCUACCGAGGGAAGCUCUUUGUCUUUGAUGAACGUUAUAGCAUCUCCUCCAACGGUGAUGUGAUUUCAGCCUGCCGUUACUGCGGGAUGCUCUGGGACCAGUAUCGACUUUGCUCCACCCAGCCCUGCCGCCAGCUUGUCCUGGCAUGCCCGCAGUGCCAGCUGAAAGGGUUCACAGCCUGCUGCCCCCUCUGCCAGAAGAAAGGCCUGGCGCUGGCUUCAGCUCCUUCCGGACUCUCCUUCAAGGAGGAGUGUGAGUGCACCGGCACACGGCGGCAGGUGCCGGUGGAGCGCAUCUAACCAAGGAUCCCACCUCCUUGGACAUCCGCUUGGGGUGCCCAAAUCCCAGCUCUCUUUUCAGGGGAUUUGAGGCAAGCAGCUUUGCUGACCUCCGGUUUCAGGCAGUUAAUCAGGGCUUCACGGCAACGCUAUCGCAACUCUCCGAACUAAAUUAAUGGUGCAAGCAUGUACACACAACAGAACUCCCAUGGUGCUACACAACCGUUUCCUUGUGUGAGAUGAUCACCCCUUCCCUUCGGGCGGGACGCAGAGCGCUGACAGAAAGCAUCACUGCUCUGCUUCUCUGAACCAGGGCAAGACGACAGAGCGACAAGGCACAGUGAGGUGUAAAGAGGAAAGGAAAUUAAAGGAAAAGCACACCACCGACAGGUAGACUCUCAUGUGUAUGUGCAUUGGGAGGCUACAAUGUGCUCUGGCUUCCAGCAAAUGUGGGCCACCUAUACAUGCAGUGAGUGAUGCGCUUGUAGGUAUAGGCUGUGAUCGGCCUGCAAGUUUCCCAGUCUUCCCUCCCAAAAGGUGAAUUUUGGGUAGGAAACUGCGCUGGUUCCUGGUUUUUGUGGAAUCCUCACCCCUGCCCAGGUAGAAGAUCUGCAUGGGCACCUGAAGAAUCAAAAUAAUCAGAAUUGUAGAGUUUGAAGGGAUCUUAAGGGCCAUCUAGUUCAACCCCCUACAAUGCAAGAAUCUCAACUAAAGCGUCCAUGACAAGAUGGCCGCCCAUCCUCUUCUUAGAAACUUCCAAGAAAGGAGAGUCCACCAUCUUCUGAGGGACUCCCUCCCAUUUUGAACGGCUCUCACUAUCAGAAACUUUUCCCUGAUGUUUAGUUGGAAACUCCUUUCUUGUAACUUGAAGCCACUGGUUCAAGG